UUCUUUUUUUCGGUGGGUGUUCCCGUAACAGGACGUGGGCGUGAAUGUGAGACUGAGGCUCCAGCGGUUCGUGGGAAAGAGGCUCAGAAGGUUUGUGACUGUACCUGUGCGCACUCGCACUGCAUCAUGAAGCGGCCUUGUGAGGACAGCACGUCCGACAGCGACAUGGACGAAACUAUUGAUGUGGGCAGCGAGAAUAACUACUCUGGUCAAAGCAACGGUUCAUUUAUAAGAUGUGGCUCACCUACCACAACAUCUCAAGUCAUGGCCAGAAAGAAGCGGAGAGGGAUAAUUGAGAAAAGACGAAGGGACCGAAUAAAUAAUAGUUUAUCAGAGUUGCGUCGUCUGGUGCCAACAGCAUUUGAGAAGCAGGGAUCUGCCAAGUUAGAGAAGGCAGAAAUAUUGCAGAUGACAGUGGAUCACUUGAAGAUGCUCCAGGCCACAGGAGGAAAAGGAUAUUUUGAUGCUCAUUCUCUGGCCAUGGACUUUAUGAGCAUCGGCUUCCGGGAGUGUCUAACUGAAGUGGCGAGGUAUUUGAGCUCUGUUGAAGGUCUGGACUCCAGUGAUCCCCUCCGUAUCCGCUUGGUUUCUCACCUCAGCAGCUGUGCCUCGCAGAGGGAAGCAGCUGCCAUGACCACAUCAAUGACCCAUCACCAGCAGGCCCUCCAUCCGCAUCACUGGGCCGCAGCUUUGCAUCCCAUCCCAGCAGCGUUCCUGCAACAAAGCGGACUUCUGUCCUCAGAGAGUUCCUCUAGCAGGCUGUCUGAGGUUCCUCAGAGGGGCGCAGCCCUUUUGACCUCCUCCUUCACCCACAGUGACUCCGCACUCAGAGCGCCCUCUACAGGAAGCGUUGCUCCUUGCGUUCCACCACUGUCCACCUCGCUGCUUUCAAUAUCGGCGACCGUUCAUGCGGCGGCUGCUGCUGCCGCGGCACAAACCUUCCCUCUAACAUUUGCCGGAGGAUUCCCACUUUUCAGCCCCAGCAUAACUGCAUCUUCGGUGGUUUCUUCCUCUGUGAGCCCUUCCAUUUCCACAUCCACCACAUCCCAACAGAGCAGCGGAAGCAGUGGAAGCAGCAGUAAACCAUACCGACCGUGGGGGACUGAAGUGGGAGCAUUUUAAGUUUUGGAUUUGCUCUUGUUGCAUCUGGAUGUCUUCCACACUUUGUACAUAAAGGAAAGAAAACAGCUAUUUUGCCUGUUUUGGACAGCACCUUGUGUUUUUCUCUCUACGCUAAGCCAACUUUCUAGGAGAGAAAGAAAGACAGGCUUUACAAAUCAAGCUGCUUGGAAACCCAUAAGGA
Molecule: messenger RNA, 1303 nt
Organism: Carassius carassius (crucian carp)
Lineage: Eukaryota; Metazoa; Chordata; Actinopteri; Cypriniformes; Cyprinidae
Product: hairy/enhancer-of-split related with YRPW motif protein 2-like
Exons: 5
Coding region: 127-1122 (331 amino acids)
Biological process (GO): circulatory system development; anterior/posterior pattern specification; regulation of transcription by RNA polymerase II
Cellular component (GO): nucleus
Molecular function (GO): protein dimerization activity; DNA-binding transcription factor activity, RNA polymerase II-specific; RNA polymerase II cis-regulatory region sequence-specific DNA binding
Source: RefSeq, a predicted model, not a curated record